AUGGAUAAGGGUGAAGCAACAAAGCAAGCCGAAAACAUAGUCUUAGUUGGUCGUACAGGGAAUGGGAAAAGCGCCACGGGGAACAGCAUCAUUGGACAAAAACUUUCUGAGUCAGAAGCACAUGCAACUGGUAUUAAUACCACAAAAUGUCAGAAGCAUGGAGCUGUCGCCAGAGAUAAUCACACAAUCAACGUGAUUGAUACUCCAGGUCUGUCUGACUUGAGUGUAUCCGCUGAAUUUAUAAGUAGAGAAAUUGUUAGAUGCCUAACUCUAGCGGAAGGAGGGAUACACGCUGUGGUCUUAGUUCUAUCUGCAAGGACUCAGAUUACGCAAGAGGAAGAGAGCACACUUGGAAUCUUACAUGCUCUCUUUGGGAGUGAGAUCGCUGCUUAUGUUAUUGUCGUUUUCACCGGCGGUGAUGUGCUGGAAGAGGAGGGUGUGACACUAGACGAGUUCUUGGGUAGAGAAGAUUGUCCUCCCUUUGUAAAGGAAGUUUUGAAGUUGUCUGGUAACCGAAUGGUUCUGUUCGACAACAAAACUCAUGAUGAAGGCAAGAAGGCUGAGCAAAUCAAUAAGCUUCUCUCUCUAGUAGAUGAAAUCAAAAGGAACAACCAUGGACAGUCAUAUACCGAUGACAUGUACAAUGAGAUCAAGGAACAUAGCGAAAAACUACACAAGGAGAUUGAGGAGCUUAAAGCAAAGAACCAUCCAGCUGAUUUGGAAUCAGAGUUGAAAGAGAAGUUGCAUGCAUCGUUUGAAGAGAGUAUGAGCCUUAUGUCUAACGCGGUGGAGAAGAAGCUGAAAGCUGCUGUGCAGGCGCAGGAGCAAGAGACAGGCCGUAAAAACGCUCAAUUGAGUUCGGGAAAAGAAAAAGGUGUUGUGGAAUCGCUUAACGUAGUAGAGAAGCUGAUUCCUAUUAUAACCAAACAUAUCACUUUCGACAAAGCAAUGGAAGUGGCUGGCAAACUUUCUCCUGGUGUUACUGUUUGCAGCAUCCAAUGA
Microthlaspi erraticum is the source of this 1002-nucleotide messenger RNA. NCBI's taxonomy places the organism in Eukaryota, Viridiplantae, Streptophyta, Magnoliopsida, Brassicales, Brassicaceae. The record is from the annotation of a GenBank genome assembly.